ACGCACAGGAAGCGGGCGGGACCGGACUUCCGGCUGGUCUGUGGGGUUUCGCGUUCGGGGUUUCCUGGUGGGCGUCAGGGGCAGGCAACAGAGUGGCGGCCGCUACGGCCCUGCAACGGGGCCAUGGAGAAGCUGCGGCGAGUCCUGAGCGGCCAGGACGACGAGGAGCAGGGCCUGACUGCGCAGGUCCUGGAUGCCUCAUCCCUUAGUUUCAACACCAGAUUGAAAUGGUUUGCCAUCUGCUUCGUAUGUGGCGUUUUCUUUUCUAUUCUUGGAACUGGAUUGCUGUGGCUUCCGGGCGGCAUAAAGCUUUUUGCAGUGUUUUAUACCCUCGGCAAUCUUGCUGCGUUAGCCAGUACAUGCUUUUUAAUGGGACCUGUGAAGCAACUGAAGAAAAUGUUUGAAGCAACAAGAUUGCUCGCAACAAUUGUUAUGCUCUUGUGUUUCAUAUUUACCCUGUGUGCUGCUCUUUGGUGGCAUAAGAAGGGACUGGCUGUGUUAUUCUGCAUAUUGCAGUUCUUGUCAAUGACCUGGUAUAGCCUGUCGUACAUCCCAUAUGCAAGGGAUGCAGUUAUUAAAUGCUGUUCUUCUCUCCUAAGUUGAAAAUCAGAAACUUGUGGAAAAGAGCACUUGAAUGUUGGUACUCUAUGUUUGGUGAAGUUUGCUUUUCCCCAUAAAAUACUCCAGGAACAACUGACGUGACAGUUGAAGACCGUUUUGUACUAAGUCUCAUUUUGUAUACUGGUAAAAACUACAUGCUUGAUUAAACCAUUAAAUGCUUGUAACUUUAAAUUCAUUAUGUGUCAUUAAUAUACUUUUCCAGAGAUAAGAUUUUUAAUCACUGCCAGUUGUAAAUUAUUUUUAGCCAAUUUUUAAAUCUUUUCAAAACAGCUUUGAAAUGUGAAUAUUUAAGGGUAGAACUGUGCUGCAAGAUAAUUAAACUUUUUUGCUUUUAAAAAA
Messenger RNA from Gorilla gorilla gorilla (western lowland gorilla), 960 nucleotides. RefSeq names its product SFT2 domain containing 1 (gene SFT2D1). Gene Ontology annotation, biological process: vesicle-mediated transport. NCBI's taxonomy places the organism in Eukaryota, Metazoa, Chordata, Mammalia, Primates, Hominidae. The transcript has 8 exons. The record is from RefSeq and is a predicted model, not a curated record. Gene Ontology annotation, cellular component: membrane. Bases 124 to 603 code for a protein of 159 amino acids.